Molecule: messenger RNA, 361 nt
Organism: Olea europaea var. sylvestris
Lineage: Eukaryota; Viridiplantae; Streptophyta; Magnoliopsida; Lamiales; Oleaceae
Product: DNA repair protein RadA-like
Exons: 2
Coding region: 38-289 (83 amino acids)
Biological process (GO): recombinational repair
Source: RefSeq, a predicted model, not a curated record
CUCAUUUUUAAUUCUUAUAAACUGAGACGGAAUUGUUAUGUCCAGCUUCUUGGAGUUCCCUAUACCAAAGGGCAUAGCAUUCAUUGCGGAAGUUGGUCUCGGUGGUGAACUUCGCAUGGUGCCACAAUUGGAGAAAAGAAUUAACCCACUGGCAAAGCUUGGAUAUAAAAAGUGCAUCGUUCCCAAGUCAGCAGAGAAAAUUUUGUCAGAAAUUCAUUCUGACGGAAUGGAGAUUUGGGGAUGUAAAAAUUUGAAGGAGAUGAUUCACACUGUAUUCAGAAGAGGCUGAUACAUUUUACUUUUGAACCUAUUUAAAUCAUGUAUGAUAUUAUUGCUGUAAAUAUAAAUUCUUCCUAUUUUU